AUGAUGGUAAAUAAAAGCCGUUUUGAUUAUCUCCAAGAAGUUGGUCCUUCCACCCCUACCGGUACUCGUAUCGAAACAGAGAAGAGUUCUUCCUGCAUUGAUCCCUUGCCAGAGAGUUUUCAACCAGGAAAAUGGGAUGUCUUGUGCUGUGGAGGAAAAGAAGGAUCUGAGCAUGUUGGGAACCGACGAUAUAGACUAUGUAUUGCAAACAAUUUGACGGCGUACAGAAAUGCCAAGUCAAAAUAUCAUAAGUCCAUGCUUGUCAGCAAAAUCGUCGCCUCCGUCAAGGAACGAGCCGAGAAUGGAAUCGGAGGCUUUGUCAAGAAGGACCGAUCGACCGGUAGAUGGUUCCAGGUGGAAGACAAGCUCGCUAGAGAAAAAGUUAGUCAUGCUCUGAGGGACGCCAUCAAGGUUCAAAAGAGGAAAGAGGCAAGGCAAAGAAAGAUCAGUGAUAGGCUUGAUACAAGGGUGUCUCCUAACAUCCGAGGGCGUCUACAAACGGAUAUACUAACUGGGUCAAAACUUGCUCUUGAGAGUCGGAUGUGUUCGAAAGAAUCACCUUCCGGUCUUGUAUCAAGCAUGAUGUUCCCUGACAAAACCUCCCAAAACUGCUUGAAGCAAGGAUUGCAGCCUCGUGGUACAGGUGACGAUUGCCCCUUUAAUGAAAUUCUUGGAUUGGUUGCUACCUGGGACGACGACUGGGAGCAGUCAUUAAAGGAAUGUACCGAGCGUUUCCUGAAAUCUGACAAUGAAUGGACCUAUUUCACGAGCUGA
Messenger RNA from Cylindrotheca closterium, 774 nucleotides. The record is from the annotation of a GenBank genome assembly. NCBI's taxonomy places the organism in Eukaryota, Bacillariophyta, Bacillariophyceae, Bacillariales, Bacillariaceae.